Molecule: messenger RNA, 384 nt
Organism: Eimeria tenella
Lineage: Eukaryota; Apicomplexa; Conoidasida; Eucoccidiorida; Eimeriidae
Product: p25-alpha domain-containing protein, putative
Exons: 1
Coding region: 1-384 (127 amino acids)
Biological process (GO): microtubule bundle formation; microtubule polymerization; positive regulation of protein polymerization
Cellular component (GO): microtubule
Molecular function (GO): tubulin binding
Source: RefSeq, a predicted model, not a curated record
AUGGACGGGCGGACGUUCGUGAAGCUGUGCAGAGACGGGAAGCUGCUGGGGAAGCAGUUCACAGCGACAGACGCUGAUUUAGUGUUUGCGAAGUCGAAGCAAAAGGGCAGCAAAACCCUCGGGCUCGCCGAGUUCGAGCAGGCGCUGCAGCAAAUUGCAGACAAGAAGCAAACCAGCCUGCAGCAGCUGCUCGCGCAGCUAGCAGCAGCAGGGGGCCCCGUGUACACCGGAACCAGGGCCCUCGCCAACAAGUUCCACGACGACAAGAGUCUGUACACCGGAGUCCACGCCCACGGGGGCCCCUCCACCAAAGACGACAAAGUCAACGACCUUUCGAGCCUGCUGGACAGGAGCCCCGCAGACGUCAGGGGCACCAAGAUGUAG